AUGGGCAACAGUAUAUCUGACUCGAGAAAAGAAUAUGAACAUCAAAAAAAAGAAUAUGAAAAUAGACAAAACGAACUAGAACGUGAACAUAUGCAGCUCAUACAAGAUUUUGAAAAUGAAAGAAUAAACAUGGAAUAUGAAAAAAGAAGAAACCAUUUAGAUGCCGAAAAUAAAAAGAAACAAAUGGAAUUUGAUUAUGAACUCAGAAAAAAGCAAAUGGAACUCGAUACUGAAACUACAAGAAAGAAAUUUGAGUUUGAAGAUGAAGCUCGUAAGCGGGAAACUGUAAAUGAAGAAAGAAGAAUGGAACUUGCAUAUGAAACUCACAAGCGAGAUAUUGAACUUAGUACUGAGGAGAUGAAAAAAAGUUUUGAAUUUCAGAAAAAGAAAACUGAAAUGGAACAUCAACACAAGAUUGCUGAAUUGAUAGUACAAAUGAAACAAACAAAAUUACAAGCUGGAAAAGAGCUUUUGCUCGCUUAUAUGAAAACAAUUCACGCGAUUAUCGAACAAAAUGCCAAUAUAUUUCAGGCAGUAGAUCCUCUUUUAAACCAACUCAAAGAUGAAAUAUUGCCAAAAUCAGUCAUGAGCACUAUUGAAAAGGCCGGUUUUAUGGGCACUAAAGAACUUCUGGAUUACUCAAAAGAACAAAUCAAUAAACUUAUGCUUAAGCAAGAUGAUGAUUUUAUUCGGUUACUUGAUUCUGCAGUUGAUCAGAAAGUCAUCACAGAAGAAAAUAAAAUGUAUCUUCUAGAGUCUGUCUGUAUAACUAUCGAUGUUAUAUAA
Molecule: messenger RNA, 786 nt
Organism: Dentiscutata erythropus
Lineage: Eukaryota; Fungi; Glomeromycota; Glomeromycetes; Diversisporales; Gigasporaceae
Source: the annotation of a GenBank genome assembly